UGGCGGAGCUGCCGCGGCGUCAGCCAGAAAGGCCAUGUGUUUGUUGUCUGCUUCUUUUUGGUCCCACGAUAUCACCGCCCUCAAUUUCUGCCCUUUUGUGGGCCCAACUUUGAGUUCAUGAUCCUCCAAUCAUAAGGCAGAAGAUCUUUCGAACAUCGUAUCCCUCUCCGCCGUGCGUCGACCACCGUCCACCGUCCACCGGCCACCGGGGCUGCCGCACCGAUCAGGAUAUGAUGGAUCCAGAGGCGGUGAAGAAAUACCUAACCGAGUCCGCCGGAAACGCCGUUGGCGCCCUCCCGGCGCGGUUCUUCGACGUCCUCGUCCUCAACGGCCUCCGCCUCGACCUCUUUGAGCCCGGCCGCGUCCUAUGCUCCUAUGCCGUUCCUCCUCGCCUUAGCAGCUCCGGCAACGUCCUCCAUGGUGGCGUCGUGGCGACGCUGGUGGAUGUGGUUGGAUCUGCGGCCAUAAUUAGCUCUGGACUUCCGACCACUGGGGUUUCGCUGGACAUCAACGUCUCUUACUUGGAUCCCGCCUUUACUGGUGAAGAAAUCGAGAUGGAAAGCAAGCUUUUGCAUGCUGGAAAGGCAGUAGCAGUUGCCUCAGUUGAAUUUAGGAACAAGAGGACUGGAAAGCUACUAGCUCAGGGACGACAUACCAAGUAUCUUGCUGCAUCCAGUAAAUUGUAAAUUGCAAUGACAUGUAUGUCAUCUUUGCAUUUCCAUAAAACAACUGUUUAAACUAUGUGCAGUUUGUCAUAGUAAUUUCAUGGUAUACAGAAAUAAUUGUUGGAGAGCACAGAUGAACUUUAUUUAUAUAGGUUUUUGAGUCUCUUACCCUUC
Messenger RNA from Musa acuminata AAA Group (dessert banana), 839 nucleotides. RefSeq lists its product as uncharacterized. The transcript has 4 exons. The record is from RefSeq and is a predicted model, not a curated record. The coding region runs from base 231 to 686 and encodes 151 amino acids. NCBI's taxonomy places the organism in Eukaryota, Viridiplantae, Streptophyta, Magnoliopsida, Zingiberales, Musaceae. Gene Ontology annotation, molecular function: fatty acyl-CoA hydrolase activity.